UCUGGGUUUUCAGAUUAACACUAGAGUACAGAGCCUUCAGCCUUCAAAUUCUUAGCAUUUAGCAACUUCAACAAUUUCUACUUUCUUUUAUUUUUUUCGUUAUUAUUUACUAACUAAAUAAAAAAAUAAAUAAAAAAUCCUCACCCUUUCAAACACACUCUUCACCUUCCUUCAUUCUCCGGCAAUGGCGGUUUCUUCUCCUUCUUCUUGUUCUUCACCUUCAAUACUCUCACCUCUCAUUCUAAACACCAAAACAAAUCUUGGUUCAUCAUCAUCAAAUUCUUCUCCUUUUCCUCAUCUCUUCACUUUCUCUUCUUCUCGCACCAAUAAUCGACCCCUCUCUCUCAUAGUCUCAUCUUACACUAAAUCGGAAAAUGGAUUGGCGAGUAAAGAUAAAAAAAUCUUACUUGAGAAGUAUGGUUACGAUGUUGAUGCUGAUGACUACUUUUCUCAAUCGUCUUCCAAGUCAAAGAGGAGAAAGGAGCAACCUAAGAUGAAGAGAGGGAAGCAAGUGAAAGAAGAUUCAGCAGAGGAAGCUAAGCCUCCAAGGACUACACAUAAGUUGCUUCAGGUUCUUGGAGGGACGGCUCGAAGGACGAAGCUGCUCUCACCAAAGGGCAUGGAUGUGCGCCCCAUGAUGGAAGUGGUAAAAGGUGCAGCAUUUGAUAUAUUACAGGCGGCUGGUGGCUGUCCUGCAUCAUUGAGACCAGGGCGCUGGUUAGACUUGUACAGCGGUACAGGUUCUGUUGGUAUUGAAGCUCUCAGCCGAGGAUGUUCCGAGGUGCAUUUUGUGGAGAUGGAUCCUUGGGUUGUAUCGGAUGUUUUGCGUCUAAAUUUAGAGGCGACUGGAUUCCUUGAUGCCUCAAUCAUACAUACUGUCCGUGUCGAAAAAUUCUUUGAACGGGCAGAUCAAUUUGUAGGAAACAGUGGCCCAUUUGAUUACAUCAGUGUCACCCCUCCAUACACACAAGUUGACUAUGGGGUGCUCAUGAGGCAAAUUUCAGAGUCAUCCUUGGUUGGACAAGACACUUUUAUUAUUGUUGAGUAUCCUUUAAAAACCGACAUGUUGGAUUCAUGCGGGUGCCUUGUAAAGAUAACCGACAGGCGAUUUGGCCGGACUCUCUUGGCGAUUUACGGACCAACAUGGGCUCAAAAGAAGAGGAGAUGACUCCUUCAAAUUAUAGAAUUGCAGUAGAAUGUCUAAUCCAUCAAUGUGGGAUCAAAAGGAUUUAGGUUUUGGUCCUGAUAAUUCUCAAACAAACAACAUAAAAGCUAUACAAAAUUUUAAUCCAUGGAUGGAUACUGCUUAAAGAAAUUUUGUACCACUGAAUAACAAUAUGUGAAUUUAUUUUUGAGAUGAGUAUAUAUAAUAUUGUAAUCGUUCAUCUCAAAAAACCAAGUUCACUCAUAAUUUGAGAAUUAGAAGUAAUAGAUAUAAUA
Messenger RNA from Arachis stenosperma, 1440 nucleotides. RefSeq lists its product as uncharacterized. The transcript is spliced from 9 exons. The coding region runs from base 185 to 1168 and encodes 327 amino acids. Gene Ontology annotation, biological process: rRNA methylation. Gene Ontology annotation, molecular function: methyltransferase activity. The record is from RefSeq and is a predicted model, not a curated record. NCBI's taxonomy places the organism in Eukaryota, Viridiplantae, Streptophyta, Magnoliopsida, Fabales, Fabaceae.